Molecule: messenger RNA, 387 nt
Organism: Coccidioides immitis RS
Lineage: Eukaryota; Fungi; Ascomycota; Eurotiomycetes; Onygenales; Onygenaceae
Exons: 3
Coding region: 1-387 (128 amino acids)
Source: RefSeq, a predicted model, not a curated record
AUGUGGGUGUCGCGCGGGAAAAGAGGCCUGAUCAACGCGUUCAAGAGACAAGGUCCAAUGCACUAUCUUGGGGGGCUGGAUGAAGUGACGACAGGACGGAGAGAGGCGCGAGCGGAGGCCGGAGGAGGACGGACGAGCUCCCGUGGUGCUGCUGAGCCGCGUGGAGGUAAUCCCAGGAUGAGUGGAGGGCUGACCAAGCGCCGAAAACAACGAAAGAGGGAAUUUUGGGGCGGGCCGGCUUCUGUUUUGGGUAAUACACGUCACGUGAUGGUUGCUGGUGGUCGGAAGGAAUCAGAGUCCGGCCGAGCAGCGAUGCCGUCGCGCAAUCGUAGGGACCAGCAGGCCGGCGCCAUCCAUGGCCGGAAAAGCAAACAAAAUUAUAAGUAA